GGGUGUCACGCAGAGGGAAGCGGCCCGCGGCGGAGGGAGGGGAGGCCGAGUCCUGGAAGUGGAGCUCCGCGCUGGGACUGGUUCCUUCGCAGCCAUUUUCUGUCCAACCAAACAGCCGAUUGGAGACGGGAGCCAACCAGGGCUGCAUUGGAGGUUAAAAUUGGACAAGGAUCUAUCACCUUUUGGACAGGUGUUUGAGAACACCACUGAUACACAAUUCUGACAGUAUUUCAUGACAAUGGAUGGUGACAGCUCUACAACAGAUGCUUCUCAACUAGGGAUUUCUGCAGACUACAUCGGAGGAAGUCACUAUGUCAUCCAGCCCCACGAUGAUACUGAGGACAGCAUGAAUGAUCAUGAAGAUACAAAUGGUUCAAAAGAAAGUUUCAGAGAACAAGAUAUUUAUCUUCCAAUUGCAAAUGUGGCUAGAAUAAUGAAAAAUGCCAUACCUCAAACAGGAAAGAUCGCAAAAGAUGCCAAAGAAUGUGUUCAGGAAUGUGUGAGUGAAUUUAUAAGCUUCAUAACGUCCGAAGCAAGCGAAAGGUGUCAUCAGGAGAAGCGGAAGACAAUCAAUGGAGAGGACAUUUUGUUUGCCAUGUCCACUCUAGGCUUUGACAGCUACGUGGAGCCUUUGAAACUGUACCUUCAGAAGUUCAGAGAGGCCAUGAAAGGAGAGAAAGGCAUCGGAGGAGCCGUCUCUGCUACAGACGGGCUCAGCGAGGAGCUGGCGGAGGAGGCAUUCACUAACCAGUUACCCGCUGGCUUAAUAACUGCAGAUGGUCAACAACAAAACGUUAUGGUUUACACGACGUCCUAUCAACAGAUUUCUGGUGUCCAGCAAAUUCAGUUUUCGUGAUCUGAAGAGAAGAUGGAGAGCCGGGCUUGUGUGGAGAGUGAGAGACUGACGGACAGAGUCUGGAGCAGAGGCAUUGGGAGAAGUGAGGGUGGAGCCGCCUCCUUGUACAAUAAGUAGCUGUCAUGUAGCUUCCUGAUGCUUGACUAAUUGAGGUGUUAAUUCUGACUUGAGAAUCUUUUUCAUGAAUGAUUUUAAAAGAAAAAAAAUUGGAUUUUAAAGGUAUUAAAAUAUUUUUGUUUUGUACGAGAGUUUGUUGCUCUGUAUGACGCCUGUAUGCAUUGUAUAUUGCAAUUUAUUACUGUCAGAGAUUUGUAGACAGUUUCUUAUUUUCAUAUUGAAUCAUGUUAUUUUGUAAUUCAAGUAAGCAGCUGGGUUAAUUCAUAAUGUUUACCCUUUUAAUAAAAUAUAAGGGUAGAGUUCAUUUUGAAUGGAAGUUGCCUUUAUUAUAAAUUUGAGUUUGUCUUGGCUAUAAUCUUGCAUGGUAACUUAGCUAGAUGUUUUGCAUUUAUUUAUUGAAAUUUUUUUUUUUUUUUUUUGGUAAAACAGUCAUAGCUUAAGCAACGCCAUUUUUAAAAAAAUGUAAUUGAUUAAGUUGGAUGCAGAAGCAAGUAUUGUCUGGUCUAAACUUGGUGCCCAUCACUGUCUGCAGCUGUUCAGGCAGCUUCAGUUACUAUCAUGUGUUAGAAUUCAUUUCCCUUUAAUAUGGUCCUAGCACUCCUGAAAUGGCCCCUGUCUUUAAGUAUUACAGUCUCCUUCUCAUGAAGAGGGAGUUUUCAGUCCACUGACAGUCAUUUUACCUUCAUGGAAAGGGCAGCUUCCUGUUAGGCCAUGGCAACUGAGCAGUGGGCGUGGCCGCUGCAGGAGGACGUGAGUGAGCAAGCGAACGAGCAGGGGAGCAGUGAGCACUUCGAAUCAUGUGACUCAGGAGCCUUCUGGUUUGCUGUCACUGCAGCAGACAAACAUUAGGGAUGUGACAUGGUACAGUUAGUAGUGUGUGCCUGGGUUCCCUUUUUAAAGUGAAGAUUUCUAUUUUCUCAUCUAGUCUUUUUAGUAAUACUCAUUUGAAUUUUUGUGUAUGUUCUGUGGUAGUUUUAGCCCUAUCAAAAAUGGCUUAUUGCUCUAGCAGGAAAUGGCUUGUCUAGAAGGAAAUUUGGGAGACUCUGGGGGACUCCAAUGGACAAAAGAGCAGUUUCCUAGGUCCAGCUGAACGGUAAUGGCCACUUUGCCAGGAGUCUUGUGGAACACGGCUGGCUUUUCCCCUACCUCCCUUUUCAACUUGUAGAAAAUGCACAUAGGAAAGAACGGGAGAUGAUGGUUAAGCAAAAUCAACAGUCAUCCUACUGUGUUGAAAUAACAAUGUUAAUAUUUUGAUAAAUUCAUUUGUCCUUUUACUUUGCUAAAUAUGUAUAUUUUUAUAAAAAUGGGUUCAUGUUGUGCACACUGUUUUGUAACCAGUUUUUCACUUAAUAUAUUGUAAACAUCUUCCCCAGGUCAUACAUGGUCUUCUGCAUCAUUUUUACUGGGUUUUUAUUCUGUUGUAUGAAUGAAUCAUGAUUAAUUUAUUUAAUCGCCUAUUGCAAAUUUUGACCUUUUUCAUCUCUUCUUAGUUAUAAACAGCCCUUCACUGAAUCUUAUGUACAUCAUAACUUUUCUUGAAAUAAAUUCUUAGAAGUGGA
Molecule: messenger RNA, 2532 nt
Organism: Arvicanthis niloticus (Nile rat)
Lineage: Eukaryota; Metazoa; Chordata; Mammalia; Rodentia; Muridae
Source: RefSeq, a predicted model, not a curated record